ACAUAAAAGUCGAAACCGCACAGUAGUCUUCAGCUGAGCCGGCCCGGAGCCUCGGACUCUCUCAGAGCGAGAAAUUGAAGUCGAGAGAGAGAGAGAGUGUUCCAAAAUGCUACGAAUCCUAUCAGAUAAGGGAAGAACACGACCCACCGAAUUCGAAUCAGAGCCAACGCAGUGUCAGUCCCAGACGCCAUGACUGAUAAACCCUAGCUUAAAUUUUGAUUCUCAAAUCCCUAAUUUGGUUCAGCUUUUGAUCUGUCUUCUUGCCUAUUACCUCCUGCAAGUCUGCAUGAGUUGGCAAGAAGAACUCAAUUGGACCUUCAAGCCUCGGUACUUGAAGCAUCCAUGGGGUUGGUUAUCUUUUCUCACGCACCAUCUUCGUCUCUCAUCACCAUUUCUCUUCGCCCUACACCUCCUUCCUUACCUCGUCCUCGAAUUCGCCAUCGCCUCUCCCCUAGCCUAUGGAUGAAUCGUUCUGCUGCUUCUUUCACUAGGCUGGACUGUUUUACUUCAAGGUGUUCCAUCACAAAUGCUGAUUUGCAUUUCAACAACGUUGCUACAGAGGAAGAGGUGCAGGAUGAAUUAUCAUCUGUCUCGUCUGGGUGCUCGGUUCCUGUUGUUCAUCUCAAAACAGGGAUUAUUGAGAGUGAAGCCUUGAAUCUACCGGCUGAGGACACCUAUAUGAAUGAACUGUUGACCACAUUGCCAGUUUUAUCAGAGGAGGAGCAGAACGCUUUAGCUGCCACUCCAGCUCACCCAGCAGGAUUAUUUGCUUUAUAUGCCAGUUGCUUAGCUGGUAAUUUGGUGGAGCAGCUCUGGAAUUUUGCUUGGCCUUCUGCUGUUGCAUUGCUUCAUCCAAAUCUUCUACCUGUGGCUGUUGUGGGUUUUUUCACCAAGCUUGCAAUAUUUAUUUGGGGGCCUUUGGUUGGCAAUCUUAUGGAUCAAUUUCCUAGAGUACCUGCAUAUAACUUUUUGAGUUCCAUCCAGGCAGCUGCUCAGUUGUUAUCUGUAGCAAUGAUAAUACAAGCUCAUAGUAUUCCUCCCUCCUCGGCAUCAUCUGUGCUUCUACAACCUUGGUUUGUCAUGCUGGUGUUAGCUGGAGCUGUUGAGAGGCUUUCUGGCUUAGCCCUGGGUGUUGCCAUGGAGCGUGAUUGGGUUGUGCUGUUAGCAGGUACAAAUCGCCCCAUUGCACUUGCUCGAGCAAAUGCUAUUAUCAGUCGAAUUGAUCUUCUCUGUGAGAUAGUUGGUGCAUCACUAUUUGGUUUGCUUCUUUCUAAGUAUGACCCAGUUACCUGCUUGAAGCUUGCUGCUGGCCUAAUGAUAUGUGCACUGCCUGUUGUGCUUCUUCUCAUGUGGUUAACCAACAAGCUCUCUGCUGGUGUUCUUGAUCGCUAUAAAUGCCCUCAAGGUUGUGGGAAAUCUUUCAAUGGGGAACUCCUGUCUGAUGCAGGGAAUAUAGUGGAGAUAGGCAUGGAUGCAAUCAAGAAGGGGUGGACAGAGUACAAGCAGCAGCCUGUUCUUCCUGCAAGUCUGGCUUAUGUGCUCCUCUAUUUCAAUGUUGUCCUUACUCCUGGAGGAUUAAUGACAGCGUUCUUAACACAGCAUGGUUUAAAUCCAUCAAUCAUUGGUGGGUUUAGUGGAUUAUGUGCUUUCAUGGGUGUUGCUGCAACAUUUAUUUCAGCUAAUCUGGUCAAGCGGCUAGGCGUUCUCAAGGCGGGAGCAGCCGGGUUGAUAUUCCAGGCUUCACUGCUCAGUCUGGCUGUUGCUGUGUAUUGGAGUGGUUCUCUUUCCCAAAAAAUGCCCCUACUUUUCUUCCUAUGUUUGAUUGUAUUAUCAAGAUUGGGCCACAUGUCAUAUGAUGUUGUUGGGGCCCAAAUUCUUCAAACUGGGAUCCCAACUUCCAAGGCAAAUCUGAUUGGGACAACAGAGGUUUCAGUUGCAAGCCUGGCAGAGUUUGUAAUGUUGGGAGUGGCAAUAAUUGCAAACGAUGUUUCACAUUUUGGUUUUCUAGCGAUGCUCUCCCUGUCAUCGGUGGUGGGGGCAGCAUGGCUGUUUUGCCGAUGGCUAUUGGAUCCAACAGAUGAACAGAGAAGGCUUUUCUCUUUUGAUCCCCAAUUUUGAUUCUUAAAUGUAACUACACAACAUAUUUGCCUCUUCACUGUAGUUAGCACUAGGAAGUUCCUAUAUAGUCCCAUGGAUCAGAUUUCUUGUAAAUGCCUCAUCCGAAGGAUUGAAAAUGAUUGGAAUCCUUUAUCCAUGUUACCCAUUUACCCACCUUAUCCUACCCAAGUUUGGAGUGUAACUCAAGGACUGCUUACCCUAUAAGAGAUUGGGGAGGUUAAGGGUAAGGGGGUUCUCAGCAAAGAUUUUCAUCCCACAUACCCAGAAGGCCAUGACACAUAUUUACCCAAGUAUUCAUAACCCAUUGGCUGUAAGCACAAAUCCUGCUGCCCAUUAUAUUGUCAUUCCCCAAGCAGAAAAUGUUAGGUUAUGUUUGGUAAUGCAUUACCAUUUUCAGAAUAGAAUGUAUUCUUUAAUUGAUAAUGAGAACAUUCUUUGGAUACGUGUUUUACUAA
Molecule: messenger RNA, 2573 nt
Organism: Macadamia integrifolia
Lineage: Eukaryota; Viridiplantae; Streptophyta; Magnoliopsida; Proteales; Proteaceae
Product: solute carrier family 40 member 3, chloroplastic
Exons: 13
Coding region: 343-2118 (591 amino acids)
Biological process (GO): iron ion transmembrane transport
Cellular component (GO): membrane
Molecular function (GO): iron ion transmembrane transporter activity
Source: RefSeq, a predicted model, not a curated record